GCUGUCCCCGGCGGGGCCUGGCGCUUGCUGGAAUCCGCGCCGGGUCUCCUCUGCCUUUCACGGGAGGUGCUGGGUUUUUUUAUCGCGAUGACAAGAUCUUUACUGGGUGUAUUUGAAGAAGAUGCUACUGCUAUUUCCAAUUAUAUGAACCAAUUAUACCAAGCUAUGCACCGGAUUUAUGAUGCACAGAAUGAACUAAGUGCAGCAACACAUCUGACAUCGAAACUUCUAAAAGAAUAUGAAAAGCAGCGUUUUCCUUUGGGGGGUGAUGAUGAAGUUAUGAGCUCUACUUUACAGCAGUUUUCAAAGGUUAUAGAUGAGCUUAGUUCUUGUCAUGCGGUACUUUCAACUCAACUUGCCGAUGCCAUGAUGUUCCCCAUUUCCCAGUUUAAAGAAAGAGAUCUGAAAGAAAUACUGACACUAAAAGAGGUAUUUCAGAUUGCUAGUAAUGAUCAUGAUGCUGCAAUUAACAGAUACAGUCGAUUGUCAAAAAAGAGAGAAAAUGACAAGGUAAAGUACGAAGUAACAGAGGAUGUGUAUACUUCCAGGAAGAAACAACAUCAGACCAUGAUGCAUUAUUUUUGUGCAUUAAAUACUCUUCAGUACAAGAAGAAAAUAGCUUUGUUAGAACCUCUACUUGGAUACAUGCAGGCUCAGAUAAGUUUCUUUAAGAUGGGCUCUGAAAAUCUCAAUGGACAACUGGAAGAAUUUUUAGCUAAUAUUGGAACAAGUGUACAGAAUGUUCGAAGGGAAAUGGAUGGUGAUGUAGAGACCAUGCAACAGACAAUAGAAGACUUGGAAGUGGCCAGUGAUCCUUUAUAUGUGCCUGACCCUGAUCCUACCAAGUUUCCUGUCAAUCGAAAUUUAACCCGAAAGGCUGGAUACCUAAAUGCUAGGAAUAAAACAGGCUUGGUGUCAUCUACCUGGGAUAGACAGUUCUACUUCACGCAGGGUGGAAACUUAAUGAGUCAAGCCCGUGGAGAUGUGGCAGGAGGCCUGGCCAUGGAUAUAGACAACUGUUCAGUGAUGGCUGUGGAUUGUGAAGACAGGCGAUACUGUUUUCAGAUCACUUCUUUUGAUGGAAAAAAAUCUUCAAUUUUGCAAGCAGAGAGUAAAAAAGACCAUGAAGAGUGGAUUUGUACAAUAAACAACAUAUCUAAACAAAUAUACUUGAGUGAAAAUCCAGAGGAAACUGCUGCACGAGUAAAUCAGUCUGCUCUGGAAGCUGUCACUCCUUCCCCAUCUUUCCAGCAGAGACAUGAGAGCCUUCGUCCAGCAGGACAAUCUCGGCCACCAACAGCUCGAACCAGCAGUUCAGGAUCCUUGGGAUCAGAGUCCACCAAUUUGGCCUCCCUUUCUCUCGAUUCUCUUGUUGCCCCAGAUACUCCAAUACAGUUUGAUAUAAUUUCUCCUGUGUGUGAAGAUCAGCCUGGCCAGGGAAAAGCCUUUGGCCAAGGAGGCAGGCGUACAAAUCCAUUUGGAGAAUCUGGAGGAAGCACAAAAUCAGAAACUGAAGAUUCUAUUCUCCAUCAGUUAUUUAUUGUCCGAUUCCUUGGUUCUAUGGAGGUAAAGUCAGAUGACCAUCCAGAUGUCGUUUAUGAAACAAUGCGCCAGAUAUUAGCUGCUCGGGCCAUCCAUAACAUCUUUCGUAUGACAGAAUCACAUUUAUUAGUCACAUGCGACUGUUUGAAGUUAAUUGAUCCACAGACCCAAGUUACAAGGCUCACAUUUCCAUUACCGUGUGUAGUUUUGUAUGCUACACACCAGGAAAAUAAACGACUCUUUGGAUUUGUUCUCCGGACGUCAGGCGGAAGAAGUGAAAGUAAUUUGUCGUCAGUCUGCUAUAUAUUUGAAUCAAACAAUGAGGGGGAGAAGAUUUGUGAUUCUGUUGGAUUGGCAAAACAGAUAGCACUGCAUGCUGAACUGGAUCGUAGGGCAUCAGAAAAACAAAAAGAAAUAGAGAGAGUAAAAGAGAAACAACAGAAAGAACUCAGCAAACAAAAACAGAUCGAGAAGGACUUGGAAGAACAGAGUCGGUUGAUAGCUGCUUCCAGUAGACCAAACCAGGCUGGUAGUGAGGGCCAGGUUGUUGUCCUUAGCAGUAGCCAAUCGGAGGAGAGUGAUUUGGGAGAAGAAGGGAAAAAAAGAGAAUCGGAAGCAUAAACUUGUUUUUGCUUUUUGAUUGAUUUCCCCUUCCCCUGGAAUGUGGCACAAGGUAACCAUGUUGAAAGAUCAAGGAGGAGACUAAGCUUUAUAUUUGCUUGUUUCAGCUUAAUUUACAAAAGACUAAGCAUGAUAACAGGUUAUAUUGAGCAUAUCCUUAAAAAUAAAAUACUGCGCAUUAUCAUCAAAUUCCGCCUACCUAAAUAAGACCUGCUUACUUCCUGUAGUAGAUUGCUGAGGAAUCACACUUGCUCAAGAUAUUUUUCUUUCAAAUUGUGAACACUUUUUAUCUUGCAUUGUAAUUGGCUGUCUCCAUAAGAAAUUAUUUAUUCUUCAGAUUCUGACAUUCGUGUGUGUGCUCUCUCCCUUUCUGUAGGAAUAUCUUGUUGGUAGUGAGAGAGUGUUCAGCCGAAUGAGCUUAAAAUCCGUUCUGUGGAGCAUUCUACAAGUUUGCAAAUAUUCUAACAAUAUUAAGUAUGCAGUAGGAUUUGUAUGAAAUCACAGAACAGUGGCAGAUGGUGCUGUUGAUUUCAGGGCAUUUUCUGGUCUUGCCCCCGUCUCUGAUGAACUCUGUCAUGGCAGUAGGAAAGAGACUCAAGUGUCUUGUUGGUGUUGACACAGUCCUUGGUAUUUGUCACUGUCCUCUCAGUUCUCAGGUUGGGACUUUCAUUAUUGCUGCAGAGCAGUGAGGGUUAGAGUUUAUUGAAAGAUUUUGUUGUUGUUGUUCAAACAUUUUAUACUAGAAUUGACAUGUAAAGGGAGUGUUGUAGAGUGAUACAUUGUAUUUUCUGUAUUGUGAAAUAAUUUUUAUUAAUAAUAAGUGACUUCUCAAAAGGUGUUCUAUAACAAUUAUGUUUACUGCUUAGAAUAAAAAUGUGCAGUUUGGUUUAGAGAACAUAAUCUUUUAAAUUUCAGACUGAUAAUCCCAGUAUUUUCAUAAUCCCACAUUUUGAUAAUGAAUUGAAUUGCCACUUUAUAUCCACAAAGGCAAAUAACUAAUUUAUGAAUAUAGAAUAAUUUGUACUAAUUAUUGUAAAUACUUUUACUUUUCAAAUGAGUCACAGGUCUAAUUCCGUGAAAGACUGAAAAGGAAUUGAACUCCUCAUAUAGUAUAGGACCAAGGAAGGAGUUAACUUGCUACCAAGGUUGACAUGUCCCUGCAGUUUAUCUUCUGUCAAAACUCUUUCUUCACUCAGAUUUUAAUCUGUUUGUAGAUUUUGUUUUCAUGUGUUCUACAUGGAAAAGUGUAUAUAUACAUAUGUAUAAGGUUAAAUAUAUUGACUAAAGUAUUUUACAUAGUCAUACAUUUAUAGAUUUUCAAGAGGUUAACCACCAAUUUCACAAGUAAUUUUCUCUUAGUUCUGUAUUAGAAGUGGCUUCUGUUUUAGGUAUCAGAAUAUAGCUCAGAUUCACACUCAUUAAGAACAGUUUUCUGUAGUAAUGAGAUAACAUAUACAUACAAAUCUAUAUAUGUGUAUAUAUAUAUAUAUAUAUGAUCAUGAUAUUGUUUUUAUCCAUGUGCCAAAUGGAAGUAAUGGUUAUUUAAUAUACUUUAAAGUCUUAUAUUGCCUAAACAUACAGUUAAUUAGUAGCAAUUUAUGGAGUACAUUUGGCUAAAAGUAUAUUUUGUACUUACUAAAGGGAAUGCUUUCACAUUAGUGUUUCCUUCUUGUUAACCUAGAAAUUGCUGUGGUCAGUACUUGAUUAGUUGUGGCAAGUCUUGCUUUUAAGACUUUAUGGAGGUUGGUAAGGUUUCUGGUUUUUGUUGUUGGUUUUAUUUGUUUUGUUUUUGUUGUCUGUUUGAUUUUGGCAGUGCUGGGGAUCAAACCCAGUCUCUCACACAUGCUAAAUAAGUCCUCUACCACUGAGCUGCAUCCCCAUCCCAAGUUUUCAGUUUCAUGAAGUUUUUUCUUGAUAUAAGAUGUCCUGCGUACUUCAGGGGAAAUAUGUUGUUUUAUAGUAAGAGUGCUCACCAUCAGGAGACAGUUUUACUUGCUGCUGCUUUGCAUGGUAGCAAAAUGCUGCUAUUUGGAUAAAAAUUCAGGCUAGGGGUGAGGGUUUUCUAAUUCUUUUUAAGUCACGUUUCAUAGGAAUUCCCACAGUUGCUGUCAUGUCCACAGGUCAGACCAGAAUGUGUUCCAAUGCCCAGGACACGUCCUGAGGGGGUUGAACAGUUCGGAUGACUCCAGUUCUGUUGCUAUUAAACUGUAUGGGAUUCUGCACAUCAGCUUUAAUCAGCUCUCCUGCUUGAGGAAGGCUGCCUGUGAGCUUCUUCCUAAACAUUAGUGCUGAUCUUGGGCUGUUGUACUGUCCUCCAAAAUCUCUCCCAGCUUUUUAGAAAUUAAUAUUUCUUUAAAAAACAAAUGAAAUUUAGCCUACCUAAUUCUGUUGUGCAUUCUGUUACUUAUAUUGACAGUACUUGCAUAACUGUAGUAAUAAAUUCAAUAGAAAAUCGCUUAUUUCUGUAUCCUUGCUAGAGACUUGCUAUAAACUCACUAGAGACUAAAACUGUCCCUUUGAACAGAGUCCCUGAAGCUAAUCUUGUUUUUGCCCUGUAUUUAAAGGUUACUUGGUGUUUAAUUUCAAAAGAAUUCCUAGCUCCACAGUGUUCGGAUGAGGAAGUUGCCAUUAUUUUUUGAGAAAAUGAUAGUAGGAUAUACAUAACAUUGUAGGUCACAUGAUUUUGUGUGGUGAACGUUCACCACUUACUACAGGAACCACACUAUUUACAAUUUGAACUGACAAUAUUGGCAGACCCUGAAAGCUAGUAUAUUACAAAAUCUUCUGGUAUCUGAAUGAAAUGAGAAUAUUAUUUGAUAACAAGCCUGAGCAUUCAGAUCAUACUUUAAAUAUUAAACACACCAGUGUAUGUCUCAAACAAGCUUUUCAUCUUGUUUUUAGCAAGUUUGAGUUAUUUCUCUUUGAUGAGAUUUUUAUUCUACAUUAAUAACAAAAAAGAUUUGAAACUAGAACCAUGCUGAACUUUUAAUCAGUCUGGCUGCACUUGUAAGUAAUUGACUUCAGUUGAUAUGAAUACUGGGGAUUAAAUGAUAAUUAAUGUGCAAGACUGCUUUGUAUAUUUUGUGAUUUUUGUAAUGUAAGUAAAUUGAUUAACUCUUAUUUCACUGAUGAUAAUAACCAACUGUGCAGUGUACAAUUAAAAAUCAUGCAGCAUCUCUCUUAGAAUUGGAUUUGUGAUCAUGGUAUAGUUGUGGGGCAGAGAACUUAUUUUUCCAUUUGUCAAAAUAGGUAUUUGCUGACAAGGCUUCAAGAAAUAUGUUGAAUUUUUUAAAUGUAUAAUAAAGUCCAUGAUUUUUAUACAGA
Messenger RNA from Peromyscus maniculatus bairdii (prairie deer mouse), 5487 nucleotides. Lineage: Eukaryota; Metazoa; Chordata; Mammalia; Rodentia; Cricetidae. The record is from RefSeq and is a predicted model, not a curated record.